GGUGAGAAAUUAUCUGUCAAAAAUAAGAAGUCAGCCAAGACAAUUAUAUAAAAGAAUUUUAAUCUUUAAAUGUUAAAAAAAUUAUUUUUUUAAAAAAUUAAAUAUAUUUAUAUAUUGUUUCAUUCUUAUUUUACACUUUAAAUUAAUUCUUUAUGUAAAAAGAAUUAUACUGAUUAUGUGAUUAUAUGCGGAUAAGUGUAAUAAUUAAAUUAUUGAUUAAACAAUGGAAACAGAGGAAUAUGAUUUUAAAAAACAACAAUUAUUACAUACAAAUAAUGAUUGUAUGCAUAAAAAUCAAACUCAAAAUGAAUAUAUAAAUAAUUUAUUUAAUAAACGUUUUACAAUUGUAAAUAAUGAAUGUUAUACAAUGCCUGAACCAACAACAAUGUUUAAAGAUUGUUUAUGGACAGUCGAUGAAUUACAAUUAAUAAAAAAUGAAUUGAAUGCCAUAAAGAAUUGUUUAAAUAAUUAUGAUCCUGAUAAAUGGCAAUUACAUACAAGAAUAAGAAACAGUGCAAAAGAUGUUAUGACUCGAUUGAAAACUUAUAUUCAACCAGAACUUUUAACUCAAGCAUGGUGUAAAUUUUAUGAAAUAGUAUCAUCGUUUCCUUUAAUACCAAUGAAUUAUAUUCGUAAUAAUAAUAAAUGUUUUAAAUCUGUUCAUUUAUGUGAAGCACCUGGAGCUUUCAUCACAUCUUUAAAUCAUUGGUUAAAAACAAAUGUUCCUAAUAUUAAAUGGGAUUGGUUUGCUAUGACUUUAAAUCCAUAUUAUGAAGGUAAUCCGGCAUCUAUAAUGGUUGAUGAUGACAGAUUCAUUAGACACACAUUAAAUCAUUGGUGUUUUGGAGAAGAUAAUACCGGAAAUCUUAUGAAUUUAAAAAAUUUGAACGAACUUAUAAAAGUAACACAGCCACAUUGUAAUAUAUUCUUGAUUACUGCAGAUGGUAGUAUAGACUGUACAGAUGUUCCAGCGGAACAAGAAAGUGUUUUAAUACAUUUACAUUUUUGUGAAACCAUAACUGCAUUACAAUUGUUAGCUACAGGAGGAAGUUUUUUAUUAAAAAUUUUUACUAUUUUUGAAUGUAAUACAAUAUGUUUGAUAUAUUUAUUAUCUUGUUGUUUUAGUAAUGUGAGUGUUAUAAAACCAGCAACAAGUAAAGAAGGAAAUUCAGAAACAUAUGUUGUAUGUACAAACUUUAAAGGACCAACAUUUAUCUCACCUUAUUUAGAAAAAUUAAAAGAGCAUUAUGAAUAUGGUCCUAAACAAGCAAUUUUUAGUAAGCAUGAUAUUCCAUAUGCAUUUAUGGAAAAAAUUAUACAAUGCAGUGAAUUUUUUAAAUCUCAUCAAUGUCUUGUUAUAGUAAACAAUAUUGUUACAUUUAACUCUGAUGAAUCUAAAAUGUUACAAGAUAUAAAACAAAUUCAAUGUAUGGUUGCUGAUAAAUAUGUUAAAGAUUACAAUAUAAAAAAAUUAGAAACAGGAGAAAUUGUAGGAAACAUAAUUAUAUUAGGAAGAACCAUUAAUACAAAUCAAUAUAAAAGAUCAUUACAAGGAUCAUAUAAUGAACGUUGUGAAAAACAACAAUUAGCACCUUUAGAUAGGAUAGAAAGUUUUUGUAAUGAUUUUAAUAAAAUUGAGAUUCAUGUAUCAUCUGAUGAAGUUAUAAAAUAUAAAUUCUCUGAAUUCCCAGAAGAUUUGCAAAUUCGUUCAGGAAAAGUGUUUCACAAAAUAUAUAAUUCCAAAUUUUGUAAUAAAAAUGCUUUGAAGAUAUUAAAUGGUAUUGAUGAUAUUCUUAAUAAAAUAAAUUUGAAAAUACAAUUUCCUUCGAUAGAGAGUAUAGAAAAUUUAAAAGCUAAAAUUCUCUGUAAACCAAAACAUGAAAUUUUAAUUUUUCGAUAUACAGAUAUUUAUGAUGGUCAUGAAAUAAUCACAGAAAUUUAUGAUACAUUACAAAAACUCGAAAUUGGAACAACAUUAGUUUUAAUUGGUUAUUCAUUGUUUACUCACCUUAAUAUUGAACUUCUUUAUCUUAUAAGCUGUGCUUUUAAUUUAUUAAAAAUUACAAUAUGUAAUCAUGUAGGAUUGAAAAUCACAUUACAUCAUUAUAAUUACAAUCCUAAAAUAUUAAGAUUCUUAAAUGAAAUUAAAGCUGCUUCUUUUGAAGCUCAAAAACAAGAGAAAGCUAUUUUGGAAAUAAUUUCUCCAUCAUUAUUUUAUAAAGGGUGUUAUUUAUGUUAUUCAGCAGACCUUAAUCAUUGGGUCAUAAAAACAUAUAUUCAUUAUGUAUUAAAUAUAAUGAAACAAAGUAUAAAUUAAAAAAUGAUCCAAAAUAAACCAAAGUUGUACCAAAUUUUUGAUAUAAUAAAAUAUAAAUGCAUAUUUGUCAA
Messenger RNA from Apis cerana (Asiatic honeybee), 2388 nucleotides. RefSeq names its product cap methyltransferase 2 (gene aft). Gene Ontology annotation, cellular component: nucleus; cytoplasm. The record is from RefSeq and is a predicted model, not a curated record. Gene Ontology annotation, biological process: 7-methylguanosine mRNA capping; methylation. NCBI's taxonomy places the organism in Eukaryota, Metazoa, Arthropoda, Insecta, Hymenoptera, Apidae. Gene Ontology annotation, molecular function: methyltransferase cap1 activity.